AUGUCGGAAAUUAUUCCCGAACACAGCUCGUCCAAGCGGAAAUUAGACUCCGAAGAAUAUUUCGAUCCUGAACUUUACGGUCUUCGACGAUCUGGACGUACUCGGAUAAAUCCAGGGAAGUAUGUUGAUGCUGAAUUAGAAGACGAAUUACCAUCUAAACAGCGUCGUGGUAUGAGAAAUGGGACUCAUCGUCAAAGAAAUAUAAGUGAUGAUGAUGAUGAUGACGAUGCUGAAUCUCUCUCUCCAUCAGAGGAUGAGGAUAGCGAUGGUAGUUCUUACGGUGACAAUGUUCGCAGAAGGUCUGGAAGAAGGAAAGCGACACCUGACGAUGCUCUAGAUGAAGUAAGGUUUUCCUCGCGAAAUUCCAAAGGUGUAAAUUAUAAUGAAGAUGCCUAUUUUGAAUCAAUUGAAGAUGAAGAGCAACUCGGUGAUGGCUAUGAUUAUGAUAUGGAGGCACAAGAAGAGCCUGAAGAAACAAAAGCCAUAGACUGUGUUUUAGAUCACAGGCUUAUUGAAGGACGUGAUGGGUCAAAUAUUACAAACGAUUAUGAGUACCUUGUAAAAUGGGUGAAUAUGUCUCAUUUACAUUGCACUUGGGAGACCUAUAAUAAUUUGGUCGGCUUUCGGGGAGCAAAAAAGGUUGAUAAUCAUAAUAAGCAGGUUAUUCUUUUGGAACGUGAGAUACGUGAAGAUCCAACUACAACUAGGGAGGACAUUGAAGCAAUGGAGAUUGAUAUAGAACGCAAACGGGACAGUUAUGAAGAGUACAAGCAGGUUGAUCGCAUUGUCUAUCAACAUAGAAACCCUGAUGGAUCUUUGGAAUACUUGGUUAAAUGGAAGCAUCUCUUAUAUGAUUUCUGCACGUGGGAAUCCGCUGAAACAAUAGAGCCUAUAGCCUCCGAACAAAUACAAUCUUUUCAUGACAGAGAGCAUAGCCCAUUGAUGCCAUCUCGUGGUACUAACUAUGGUCAUACCCGUCCCAAGUAUCGUAAGUUAGAGCAACAACCUUCUUAUAUUACGGGCGGUGAAUUACGUGACUUCCAAUUAACGGGUGUUAACUGGAUGGCCUAUCUUUGGCACAAGAAUGAGAAUGGUAUCUUGGCAGACGAAAUGGGUUUAGGUAAAACUGUACAGACAGUAGCUUUUCUUUCAUACUUGGCUCAUUCUUUAAGACAGCAUGGGCCGUUUAUUGUGAUAGUUCCCUUGUCUACAGUCCCUUCGUGGCAAGAAACUUUUGCUCUUUGGGCUUCAGAUAUGAACUGCAUCAGUUAUCUUGGUAAUACCGCUUCUAGACAAGUACUCCGUGAUUAUGAGUUUUAUGUCGAGGGAACUCAAAAACUAAAGUUUAAUUUACUGCUUACUACUUAUGAAUAUGUUCUUAAGGAUCGUUCGGUGCUGGGUAAUAUUAAGUGGCAGUACAUGGCAAUCGAUGAAGCUCACCGCUUGAAGAAUAGUGAGUCCUCCCUUUAUGAAACAUUAUCCCAAUUCAAGAAUUCUAACAGGUUGCUUAUUACGGGUACUCCACUUCAGAAUAAUAUUAAAGAACUUGCAGCCUUAGUUGACUUUCUGAUGCCAGGAAAAUUUGAUAUACGGGAAGAAAUUAAUCUGGAAGCUCCAGAUCAAGAACAAGAGACUUAUAUUCGAAAUCUACAAGAGCAUUUACAACCUUACAUCUUAAGAAGGUUGAAGAAAGAUGUUGAAAAAUCCUUGCCCUCUAAAUCCGAACGUAUUUUGCGAGUUGAAUUAUCUGAUUUGCAAACCUAUUGGUACAAGAAUAUUCUAAGCAGGAACUAUCGAGUUCUUACUCAGAGUAUUAUGUCUGGUAGCCAGAUUUCGCUUCUGAAUAUUGUAAUAGAAUUGAAGAAAGCAAGUAAUCAUCCGUAUUUGUACGACGGAGUUGAAGAAUCAUGGAUGCAGAAAUUCGGUUCUCAAGGACGACGAGAAGAAGUGCUGAAAGGAUUGAUUAUGAACAGCGGGAAAAUGGUUUUACUUGAUAAGUUACUCUCUAGAUUACGCCGAGACGGGCACCGUGUCCUAAUUUUCAGUCAAAUGGUUCGUAUGCUUGAUAUUCUUGGUGACUAUAUGGCAUUGAGAGGUUAUCCCUAUCAACGAUUAGAUGGUACUGUUCCAGCAUCAGUUCGAAGAGUUUCCAUUGAUCAUUAUAAUGCGCCCGGAAGCCCUGACUUUGUAUUCCUGCUUUCAACUCGAGCAGGUGGUCUAGGUAUUAAUUUGAUGACGGCAGACACUGUUAUUAUAUUUGAUUCCGAUUGGAAUCCACAGGCCGAUUUACAAGCCAUGGCUCGUGCUCAUAGAAUUGGACAAAAGAACCAUGUUAUGGUUUAUCGUUUUCUUUCAAAAGAUACAAUUGAGGAAGAUGUGUUGGAAAGAGCCAGAAGGAAAAUGAUUUUAGAAUAUGCAAUUAUUUCUCUCGGUGUGACUGACAAACAGAAAAAUGCCAAAAGUGAUAAGUUUUCUGCAGAAGAGCUCAGUGCGAUUUUAAAAUUUGGUGCUUCCAAUAUGUUCAAAGCGGAAGAUAAUCAAAAGAAGCUUGAAGAUAUGAACUUGGAUGAAAUAUUGGAGCAUGCUGAAGAUCACGACACAUCAAACGAUGUCGGUGGUGCCAGUAUGGGUGGUGAAGAUUUUUUGAAACAAUUUGAGGUUACUGAUUACAAGGCUGAUGUUUCUUGGGAUGAUAUUAUUCCCUUAAAUGAAAGACAAAAGUAUGAAGAGGAGGAUCGACGAAAAGAACAAGAAGCACUCAAGAGGGAGAUUGAAUUAAAUAAUAGGCGUGGAAACAGACCGUACCCAAUUGAGAUGGCUGCCUCUUCUCCUAGUUCGACUGCUUCUGAGAAAAAGACAAAGAAGCAAAUGCUAAGGGACGAAGUGUUGUUAGAAAAAGAAAUUCGAUUGUUAUAUCGUGCGAUGAUCCGAUAUGGCCGUCUACAACACCGGUAUAAUGACAUUGUUAAAUAUGCGGAUCUAUCAACCCAAGAUGCUCAUUUAGUUAAAAAGGUAGCUUCUGAUUUGGAAGCGGUUUGUCAAAAAGCAAUUAAUGCAGCCGAAAAAGAGGCUAACGCUGAGCAAACGAAUCAAAAGUCUCGUAAAGCGUUGUUAAUAACUUUUAGAGGAGUAAAAAACAUCAAUGCUGAAACUCUAAUCCAACGUCUAAAUGAUCUUGAUGUCUUAUAUGAAGCAAUGCCUUCAUCAGGAUAUUCUUCUUUUGAGGUUCCCGUACAUCUUCGAUCUGUCCAUGGUUGGUCAUGUGAAUGGGGAAAGCGCGAGGACUCCAUGCUGUUAGCUGGUAUUUGUAAACAUGGGUUUGGAGCUUGGCUAGAGAUUCGUGAUGAUCCCGAAUUAAAAAUGAAAGACAAGAUCUUUUUGGAUGACAAUAAAGCUGAUAAUUCCGGAGAAAAGGAAAAAGAAAAGGAGAAAAAGGUCCCUUCUUCAGUACAUUUGGUACGACGAGGCGAAUAUUUGUUGAGUGCUUUACGAGACUAUCACCGUAAGGUUGAAGAAGGUACCGAAACUCCAAAGCUCGCUCCGAAAAGGCAACCCCAAAACAGGAAAACAUCAAGCAAAUCAAAUAAGAAUGGCCAACGAAGUGAAAAUGUUACCAGGACUCCCUCUCCUGCUGUUUCUGAACCACGAAAGAAACAUGUUACCAAAGAAGUGAAGUCCGAGGCUCCUCAUAAAGAAUCACCGCGCGCUUCCGUUGAGCCAUCUGUCAAACAGGAAGAAUCUGACCAACCUGAAGGUGAUGAAUUGACUGGUGAACAAAAGGCAAGAUGCAAGGAGCUGAUGUAUCCUGUUCGUAAGUUUAUGAAAAAACUUCGUAAGGGUUCCGCCGGUCUGGAAAGAAAACAGUUGGUGAUGCUUUUUACAGAGUGUUUAACAACGAUAGGAGGACAUAUUGAUGCUACUGUCUCAAAACUUCCUGAUAAUGAAAAGGAAACUAUUCGUAAAGAUCUGUGGAUGUUUGUUUGUUACUUUUGGCCCAAAGAUGAAGUCAAGUACACUAGUCUGAUUAGCAUGUACGAAAAGAUGAAGUGA
Molecule: messenger RNA, 4050 nt
Organism: Schizosaccharomyces octosporus yFS286
Lineage: Eukaryota; Fungi; Ascomycota; Schizosaccharomycetes; Schizosaccharomycetales; Schizosaccharomycetaceae
Product: ATP-dependent DNA helicase Hrp3
Exons: 2
Coding region: 1-4050 (1349 amino acids)
Biological process (GO): nucleosome organization; regulation of transcription by RNA polymerase II
Cellular component (GO): nucleus; chromatin
Molecular function (GO): ATP binding; histone binding; DNA binding
Source: RefSeq, a predicted model, not a curated record